Messenger RNA from Menidia menidia (Atlantic silverside), 1788 nucleotides. NCBI's taxonomy places the organism in Eukaryota, Metazoa, Chordata, Actinopteri, Atheriniformes, Atherinopsidae. The record is from the annotation of a GenBank genome assembly.
AUGGUGGAGCUAAAUAACAUGGUUUCAUUAUUCAUCAUUUCAAAAGUGCCGAUGACAAUGCCGGUAGUCAAAGUGGAGAAAGUGUCUCCUGCAGACACCACGCUGCCCUCCUCCAAUCCGUCGCCACAGACAGAGGAGCAGCCCCGAGGUCGCAGGAGGAAGAGACCCCUGCAGCGGGGGAAACCACCAUACAGCUACAUUGCUCUCAUUUCCAUGGCGAUCGCCAACUCCCCUGACCGCAAACUGACCCUGGGGGGGAUCUACAAAUUCAUCACAGAGCGCUUCCCCUUCUACAGAGACAAUUCCAAGAAGUGGCAAAACUCCAUUCGCCAUAACCUAACGCUCAACGAUUGCUUCAUCAAGAUCCCCCGAGAGCCGGGGCGGCCCGGUAAGGGCAAUUACUGGGCGCUGGACCCCAACGCGGAGGACAUGUUUGAGAGCGGCAGCUUUCUGAGGCGCAGGAAGAGGUUUAAGCGCUGCGACCUGAGCACAUACGCCUCGUACGCGCACGAGACGCCGGUUUUCUCCCCCGUCCAGAUUUCCAGGUCGGCCGCGUACACCAACUCAGUUUACUCCAACAUGACAGUCAGCCCGACCUACGGGCAGCAGCUGCCCUCUGCCUACUACCCGUCUUCAUCCCCUCCCGGGUUUGGACACGGUCAGACCCGCAUGUUCAGCAUCAACAACAUCAUAGGGCAUCCGGCCGCCGGCAGCAUGCUGGCCGGUCAGGGGGCGGAGGCCAUGCAGCAGUCCGGCCGGGGCUUUAGCCCCGACGGCCUCCUCAACGGAGCUGGACCCUGCGGCCUAGGAGCGCCGGGGUUCCAGAGUCAGCCGUGUGGGGGUGCAGCGCCGCCUCGAUCCUCAAAUCACUCCUACACCUACUCAGGACCCAACGGCCACCCACACAACCAUGCCCACCAGGGCUCCUACGGACAGGGUCACUCUCAGGGCUACGCGACGCCCGGUCGGAUCCACGCCUCGGCGCACGGCUGCGUGGAAGCAGUGGACCAUUACGGAAGGGUCUCCCCGGUACAGCUGGGCUCUUUCUCCCAGUAUAACAGCGCGGCAGGCCCUGUCGCAAACACCGGAGGAUACCUGAGACACCCCACAUACCCCGGGAGCAUAGACCGAUUCGUGUCCGCAAUAUAAGUCGCUGAAACUGUCAAACCAGGCAUCUGACCAUCUCUUUCAAAAGAACGGAGACAGGAGGGGGCAUCAAGUGAGCCAGACAUUUUGACGCACAAACACUGCUUUCUAUGUUCAUGAUGUUUAAGGACAAAACUGAACAGACUGACCUCUUUGGAGACACAAAUGUGAUUUUGAUAAACUUAACCUGAAGCUCAUCUUCAGUACUCAUGGAAACUUACUGCUAUGAUAAGAGAGUACAUGUCCUUUUAUGCAUACCUGCAAGUUGUUGCUUUAUUCUUUUUUAAAUGUCAUGAAUGUCCAAUGACAGCCGUAAUGAUCUUCAUAUAAAUUAUUGUUCUUCUUGGUCUUAGGCUUUAAGUGGUAUAUGUAAAAAAAACAAAAAACAAGAAACACAGUUUUUGUCUAUCUGCAUGUAUUCUAUUGGCAAGAUUAAAUUUGUUUAGUUUAGUUCUGCUUUGUAAAUAAACAGAUAUGGCACUUUUGCUCUUCAAGAAUAAAAUAUUUUAACUACUGAUGAAACACAGCAGUUAUAAUGGUGACAAAAGAUCGCACUCGUGAUUCUCUUGCUUAAAAUUUUAAAGAUUGAUUUGCACCCAGAUGCUUUUUAUCCCUAUACAUUUCUAACAGACAUAAUAACCC